ACACAUGAAGGUCAUCAUUAUGGGUCUCAGGACGAUCAUAUGGAUUGCCGCUGUGCUGCCUCGUCUGCGUCUGCGGGCGCUCUCAACCUCAUGCAACCCGACGUAUCACGGUCGCUCCGGGACGAGUCGGCGAUUCUCUCAUUACCACUCGUGUUUCACCGACAACGGCCGUCUUUCUGACUCCACUGAAGCCGUUUUUGCCGCGCAGUACAGAAAAGACAAUAGCUGCACCUUAUAUCCCUCGUCGGAGAUGGACACCCCGUUAUUGUCGGCGCAAGGAUCACAACGUGCCAUUCACCGAUGUCGAAGUCGCUACAACUAUUCAGCUGCACUCGUACGCGUCUCCGGCUCUAACACGCAUGCCUUCACGUCCACAGAUCAUCAUCGACGGUGUCCGGUAACUUGUGUUCAUGGUAUCGCAGGGCGUGCUACAGCUCAGACUGGCCCCGAGUGUCGUGUGUCCAGAGCUUGACUGACAACGACGCCUCAGGGAUAACAGAGACACAACGUUUGUUCUUGCAGCCUUGGCCACACAAGCCGUAUCUAUCGGCAUGAUAAAUCUCCACGAUUCCCACCUCAGCUCUGCGCCGUUCUCGCGGGUGUUUCGACCGGCCCAAACCCACUGCA
Messenger RNA from Rhodofomes roseus, 627 nucleotides. RefSeq lists its product as uncharacterized. Lineage: Eukaryota; Fungi; Basidiomycota; Agaricomycetes; Polyporales; Fomitopsidaceae. The record is from RefSeq and is a predicted model, not a curated record. The transcript has 3 exons. Bases 5 to 472 code for a protein of 155 amino acids.